Botrytis porri is the source of this 2811-nucleotide messenger RNA. RefSeq lists its product as uncharacterized. NCBI's taxonomy places the organism in Eukaryota, Fungi, Ascomycota, Leotiomycetes, Helotiales, Sclerotiniaceae. Gene Ontology annotation, molecular function: ATP hydrolysis activity; ATP binding. The transcript is spliced from 5 exons. The coding region runs from base 1 to 2811 and encodes 936 amino acids. The record is from RefSeq and is a predicted model, not a curated record.
AUGAAAAAUAAGAGAGAAGUGAUGGAUUUAUCAGAUGGGUUUGAACAUAUUACGCCGCCUUUGGAGGGUGUCAGAGAGGAGGUUGAGGUAGAUCAUGAUAUUGUGAAUAGCGAGGAGAGAACCAAUGCGAAGAAGGAGAUUGACAACGAGGAGGAAGAGGUUACCGGCUAUAAAGACUCCAAGACCGCUCAAAUAAAUCCUGAAGAUGAGACACCCGAAAUGCGUCCAACUUGGACUCGAAUGCACCUCCGUUAUUUGUCCAUCGAAGUUUUGAAAGCAAAUAACAUAGAUUAUGUGAUCGAUCCUGAUGAUCCAGAUUACGUCUUGAUUCAACGUUGGGUUCCCGAAGAUGAGCAAGAUUUUCUUUGGGCUGCCACUCGUGCUGCGCGUACCAAGCGCAAUUCUGAGAACCGUCGUUCCAGCUCUCCAUACCCAUCUCGUGUUCGUUCUAACCGAGCUUCGUCGCCUGGUAUCAUUGAAGUUCGUGUGGGUAAGCAAGGAGGGGAGCUGAAGCUGGAUAUUAAUAGAAUGGAGUUUAAGGAUUGGGCAGGAGCAAAGUAUAUGGUACAACGAGGGAAACAUGUGCUGGAUGUUGCGGUGGAAGAUGGAAAAGCGAUUAGAGUGGCGAUCAACUCAGAGGCUUUGAGAGACGAAUUGCGAAUAGUGAUAGGAGCUGGUGUGGGUCUUGUGAUAACUGAAUGGCGUAGAGUUCUGACAGGGCCUUGGAAGGUGUUUGUGGAGUAUGAGCAAGCGAUCAGAUCACGAUUGCACAAACUGGAGGAAAUGAUGGAAUCUCGAGAUGAAAAAUUGGCGGAGAAACCGGUGAAGGACAAAAACAUAGUUGUCGAUCAAGUUCAUGAAGAAAGGAAAUCAGAUCGCAAGGUCCGAUUCAGAGAUCCACCCUCCAGUUGCGAGGUUUGCGAUGUUGUCUAUCCUCCUCACGAAACCCCUCUCGCAUGCCUCGAUACUAGAGUGGCUCACUUAAAGUGCCUGAUCGAAUUCAUGGACCACGAUCUGAAACAUGUGUUCGGCCUCCGUCAACAGAUCAAAGACGGUUCUGUCACCGAAAUUGAUUUCACCGAUCUUUGGCACUUAUUUAGUCCUGGCGAUCUGAUUGUCACCUAUCCCAUGGCUCGUGCAUAUCGAGUCUUUCACACAUCAGGUAGUCGACUGCGCUUAUCCAAGCCGGAAUUAUUUGAAAAGAAAACAGUGUGCUCGCCUUUCAAUAUUAACUGCUUUUACAUAAAGCCCGAUUGGAAGACCGUUGGUCCUAUUCAUGAGACUUUGAGAAUAUCGGAGUAUGCUGGAAAGAAGUUAGUGUCAGAACUACUAGUUGAGCUGGAUGGGAAUCUCAUGACAGAGAAAGUUACGGUUUUGCCACUCAAACUACUCUCAAUUAGUGAACGAGAGGAGCAAAUCUCAAAUCUUGUUGCUAGAGGAAAGAAAUCAAGAUCCCUGAAGCGAGGUGAUCACAAAUUCUAUGUGGGCACUGCCGGGGAGGAAGUAUCGAACUCGUCAAAUGAUGAAGAUGUAAAAUUUGCAGGGCGACCACCAGGGUAUGGGAUUGGUCCUUUCGUGAAUUUGAAGAAAGAACGCGAAGAAGUUCAGAGUGAAGUCAUCAUAGACAACGAGCAUGAGACUGAAAACAAAGCUAUUGGUCUUUUCGAUGCAAUCGAAUUCGAUUCGAGAGAAACCGCAGAGAACUGCACACAUUAUGGAGUAUCGAACAAUCAAUAUUUCGAUGGCCGAGGCUUCCAGAGAGAUUGUCGAUGCUCGGAUUUGAUCGUGGACAAUGUCGUUGAUAAUGAUCGUGCGGCCAAGUACAAAGAUGAUUUGCAUCUUUUGCAUCCUCGUGAUAUUCACAGCGAUCUCGAAGAUAAGCUUCUCAUGCUAUUGUCGCCUACGGUUGAAGGUUUCAUACUAGAGAAAAAGAGAUGGAAGAUGCUGAGUGUGGAUACGAUAAGUGAUCUGAAGCAAGAAGGCGUUGAGAAUCCUUUGGAUUUCAGGGCUCUUGUGAUACCUGAAGGACACGAAAGUCUAUUGAAAGCAUUGGUGGGGACGCACCCCAGCAGUCGAUCAUUACAACCCAAAAUAAGCAGGGGCUCAUCCAGCUUAGCAAUUCUGCUCCACGGCCCAAAAAGCACGGGGAAAUUUCUCACCACGAAAGCACUCGCCUCUCAUUUCAAUAGACCACUGUACACCAUCACCAGCUCAGAUCUCGGUAUAAUCACAUGGGAUGCUGCACGAGAGCUUGCUACUCAUUUCAAACGAGCCACAAAAUGGAAUUAUAUAAUUGCAAUUCCAGAUGCGGAACAUCGGUUCCCACACCGCAAGAGCCCUUCAGACGGUGAUUCCAAUAUGUCAGCGCUGUUUUUGAGAGAGUUAGAAUUGUUCAAUGGUAUCGUUAUUCUGACAACCGAUAUAAAAGGUGAUGUUGAGGAGCAAGUUGUGAGAGGUAUGAAUGUAAGUCUCGGAAGCGAUUUCUGGAGCAGAUCAGAGAAUCUUCAAGUUUGGCAGCACGUUUUGAAAAAGCGUGGAAUUUGUCUGGCAAAAGAUCAUGAGGAAACGCCGGCAGGAAUUACAGCGACAAUUGGGGAAGCGGACUGUGAUCGUUGGUUGGGAUUUAUAGAUGGAGAAUAUGGAACAGGGAGACGGUGGAGUGGUGUGGAAAUGAACAAUUACUUUGAUAUAGCGUUGGCUCUGGCGGCAUAUGAUACCGAUCCUACCAGCGGAUCAUCGUAUAUCUUGAAGGACAGUCGUUUGAGUAUUGCAGCAAGGAUUACUGGUGUUUCAGUAUUCUCCGCGUUGUAA